Molecule: messenger RNA, 162 nt
Organism: Prunus armeniaca (apricot)
Lineage: Eukaryota; Viridiplantae; Streptophyta; Magnoliopsida; Rosales; Rosaceae
Source: the annotation of a GenBank genome assembly
AUGGAAGUUGUCGGUUUGUGUGGGCUGGGGUUUAGCCAGUGCUAUAUUAAGGGUUUAGCCGGGCUGGGCAUGGUUCGGUACGGUAUUAAGCUCAUCCCGAUAUCGAUACUGGAAAUUGGAACCGGUAUGAUACAAUAUGGGAUUAUUAGUUGCCAAAGUUGA